Molecule: messenger RNA, 642 nt
Organism: Nicotiana tabacum (common tobacco)
Lineage: Eukaryota; Viridiplantae; Streptophyta; Magnoliopsida; Solanales; Solanaceae
Product: small ribosomal subunit protein uS19-like
Biological process (GO): translation; ribosomal small subunit assembly
Cellular component (GO): ribosome; cytosolic small ribosomal subunit
Molecular function (GO): structural constituent of ribosome; RNA binding
Source: RefSeq, a predicted model, not a curated record
CCAUCAAAAUCCUAGCCGUAGUUGCUUAGCUGCCAGUUCAAUCUCCAAAGCAAUGGCGGACGUUGAAUGUGCUGAUGUUGGGGCCGGCGGCCAGCCAAAGAAGAGAACGUUUAAGAAGUUCAGCUACAGAGGAGUGGAUCAGGAUACUCUUCUUAACCUGUCUACUAAUGAGCUCGUUAAACUUUUCCCUGCUCGUCCUCGCCGAAGGUUCGAGAGGGGUUUGAAGAGGAAGCCUAUGGCUUUGAUCAAGAAGCUGCGCAAGGCGAAACUUGAGGCUCAAGCAAGUGAGAAACCAGAGGUUGUGAGAACACAUUUGAGGAACAUGAUUAUUGUACCAGAGAUGAUUGGAAGCGUUAUUGGAAUCUAUAAUGGAAAAACGUUCAAUCAAAUUGAGGUCAAGCCUGAAAUGAUUGGACAUUAUUUAGCUGAGUUUUCAAUCUCAUACAAGCCUGUUAAGCACGGUAGGCCCGGUAUUGGUGCUACUCACUCUUCUAGGUUCAUUCCAUUGAAGUGAUAUGAUUCUGGCCGAUCGAGCCUCUCUUUAUGUUUUCUAGUAAAGUAAUAUCAGUACUACUUUGUUUUACUGCAAUUUUGAUGAGAACAAUUAAUGUAUGCUGAACGGUAGUUAGUUUGAGAUUUGCA